UCAUCCUGAGGACCAAAGAUCACAAACCCCGAUCCAACGGCAAGAGUGCGAAGGAGAGACGGGUGUGAUCACUUUACAUCUAUCUCCAACUAUACUAUGAGCUGGGACUGAGGACGCGGUCCAAAUUUUCAUUCUGUGGUGUGGAGAACAAAGUCAAUCCCAGCAUGGAUGCGAAGAAAAAGGAAAUGGAUCUCCUGAGCAACAGUAUAGCUGCAUAUGCACAUAUUAAAGCAAACCCAGAGAGCUUCGGCCUGUACUUUGUGCUCGGCGUGUGUUUCGGCCUGGUGCUGACCCUCUGCCUCCUCGUCAUCCGUAUCUCCUGCAAGCCGCGCACCAACGUCGCCCCAUCCACGCCCGAAAAGAAGCAGCCGAAGGGCGUCACAGAGGAGGACGAGGAGAGCGAGGACGAUGAAGACGAGGAGCAGGUGGAGGUGGACACGCCCGUGCCGCUGCCCAGCGCCGCCGUGCCGCUGGGCAACGGCACCAGCCAGUCGGACGGGACGCUGAGCGUGAACGUGUUCACCUCGGCUGAGGAGCUGGAACGGGCACAGCGGCUGGAGGAGCGGGAGCGCAUCAUACGCGAGAUCUGGAGGAACGGCCAGCCUGAUGUCCUGGGCACAGGAACGGGAACCAUUGGACGGGUGCACUACUACUAAGAGGCUAAAAGAGGCCGAGCUCUGCAGAAGCGGACCAGAGCGAUGGCGCUCUUCAUUAACUUGGCUCUGAAAGAGUUGAACUAUGUGAUGUUGCACUUCUUGUCUUAUGUUUAACUACAUGAACCUUAGCCAAAGAUGACUUUAAAGACUGGUUCACCUACGGGCCCGUGGAGAAGAUGCAGUAUGAUUGUGAAAUGUGAGGUGCUCACAGAGACCAAAAUGCACAGAUUUAUAACACAUCCGAAUGCAAUGCAUGCACCGUGUGCUGCAGCGCAGAUUUGUUUGCCAUAAAAAUGUUUACUGCAAACAAGGAAAACUGUUCAGGACACGAGAGGCCUUUCUGAAAUAAAUCAUUUUGGGAUUAAGUCACACAUACAAUAUAAUUUAAAAUGCAAUUAGAAGACUUUUGGUUUGGAGUCUCUAAACUAUGAGAACAUUAUACUGAUGCCUGUGGCUUCAGGGAUAAUCCCACAAAAGGAAAUGGCAGAAUUAAAGUAUUAGGUGAAAUAAAUUUCUCUUGUAUUUCUUUAUAACAAUUAAAGUUCGACAAAUGUUGGUGUGUAAUUUCUGGUUAAAACGAGAAAGCCUUUAUUUGUAAGCGUGUCUAAUGGAAAGGCCAUUCUUCAUCGUGUUUUCCGUCUCUGUGUCUCAUUAACUGUUUAAAUAAAUGCUUUUUUUUAUAAUAAAAGUUGCUAAGAACAUU
This is a messenger RNA of Betta splendens (Siamese fighting fish), 1359 nucleotides long. RefSeq names its product eva-1 homolog Ba (C. elegans) (gene eva1ba). Lineage: Eukaryota; Metazoa; Chordata; Actinopteri; Anabantiformes; Osphronemidae. Bases 165 to 656 code for a protein of 163 amino acids. The transcript has 3 exons. The record is from RefSeq and is a predicted model, not a curated record.